Molecule: messenger RNA, 5393 nt
Organism: Pyrgilauda ruficollis (rufous-necked snowfinch)
Lineage: Eukaryota; Metazoa; Chordata; Aves; Passeriformes; Passeridae
Gene: EDC3
Product: enhancer of mRNA decapping 3
Exons: 7
Coding region: 1069-2589 (506 amino acids)
Biological process (GO): P-body assembly; deadenylation-independent decapping of nuclear-transcribed mRNA
Cellular component (GO): P-body
Molecular function (GO): mRNA binding
Source: RefSeq, a predicted model, not a curated record
AUCCCUGUAUUUAUUUUGGGAGGUUCCCUGUGUUUAUUUUUGGGGAUUCCCCGUGUUUAUCCAUGGGAGGGUUCUCUGUUUAUCCAUGGGAUUCCCCAUGUUUAUCCAUGAGGGUUCCCUGAGUUCAUACAUGGGAGGUGUCUGUGUUUAUUUUUGGGGGGUCCCCUGUGUUUAUCCGUGGGGAGUUCCCUCUGUUUAUCCAUGAAGGGUUCCCUGUGUUUAUCCAUGGGAUAUCCCUGUAUUUGUUUUUGGGGGUUCCCUGUGUUUAUUUUUGGGGGUUCCCCAUGUUUAUCCAUGGGGGAUCCCCCUUUUCACCUUGGGGGUUCCCCUUUUUACCUUGUGUGGCCCCUGUGUUUACCUGUGGGGCUGUGGUUGUUCCACUUAGUUACAAUAUUUACCAUAUUUACCAUAUUUACAAUAUUUGGGAUCCCUGUGUUUUCCUGUGGGGUUCCCUAUAUUUUCCUGCAGGGACACAGCCACCCCCCAAUCCAACCCAGGAUAGUUUCAUUUCUAUUUGCACUCAAACACAGAUUUAUUGUUGGGUGGUUUUCUGCUAAAAGGAGGCUCUUGUUGUUCAGAAGGAUCCCUGUAAGGUGAUGAUGUGUGCUGAGCUCCUUCCCAUGUUUCCUAAGGGAGAUUAAAAAGAAAACAGGAAAUGGAAUGAAGCUUUAGCUUUCCUGUGGAUACCCAGGGAUGUGUUAUCUGUGUUUUGAGGGUCAGCCAUCUCCUUGGAAUGCAGGCAUUCUCAUCGUGGGUUAACAUCAACACACAGCCACAGGAAGGAGAGGAGCCUGCUCCUGAGGAAUUUAUGGCUUUGUGACCAAAUUUAAUGUUUUCUUCCCUUUGAAGCAUCCCCUGUUUUCAGCCUGUGAAACCUGGGGGAAGUGAGAUUUUUUUUUUUUUUCCUCACCCAGGUUUUUUCUUUCCCCUUGCAUCUUUUUCCAUGAGGCUCAGCUUGCAGAGACUCCAGCUGCCUCUUCCAGAAAUGUGAUUUUUACAUGGAAGUUGAUCUCCCUGGGCUGUCUCCUGUGUUUCUUUGUGCUGCUCACACGGCUCUGUGCCAGAACCAUGGCCACGGACUGGCUGGGCAGCAUCGUGUCCAUUAACUGUGGGGAGAGCCUGGGAGUGUACCAGGGCAGGGUGUCUGCUGUGGAUCAGGUCAGCCAGACCAUCUCCCUCACGCGGCCCUUCCACAACGGCGUCAAAUGCCUCGUGCCAGAGGUCACCUUCAGGGCAGGUGACAUCACUGAGCUGAAGAUCCUGGAGAUCCCGGGGCCGGGGGACAGCAGGCAAUGCGGGGACUCGCAGCACAUGGACACGGCCAUGCCAGGGGUGGGCUGCCAGGUGGGGCCCAGCCAGAACGGCACUGGCAAGGUGCUGAAGAAACCCAUGUCCAGCAGUGCCCCACAGAACAUCCCCAGGAGGACAGACAUGAAGAGCCAGGACAUUGUCAUCUCACCACAGCAGCAGUGCUCCAAGAGCUACAUGGAUCGACACAUGGAAACGCUGAGCCAGUCCAAAGGCUUCCGGCGGAGGCACAACUCCUGGUCAUCCAGCAGCCGCCACCCGAACCAGGUGACCCCGAAGAAGAGCGGCCUGAAGAAUGGGCAGAUGAAGAGCAAGGAUGAUGAAUGCUUUGGGGAUGACAUUGAUGAAAUCCCAGACACCGAUUUCGAUUUUGAGGGCAACCUGGCCCUUUUUGACAAGGCAGCUGUGUUUGAAGAGAUCGAGACUUACGAGAGGAGGAGCGGCACCCGCUCCCGAGGGACCCCCAACGAGAAACCCGCCCGCUACCGGCACGACGAGAACAUCCUGGAGUCGGAGCCCAUCGUCUACAGGAGGAUUGUGGUACCCCAGAACCCCAACAAGGAGUUCUGCACGGACUCGGGGCUGGUGGUCCCCAGCGUGUCCUACGAGCUGCACAAGAAGCUGCUGGCGGUGGCCGAGAAGCACGGGCUGACCCUGGAGAGGAGGCUGGAGAUGACAGGGGUGUGUGCCAGCCAGAUGGCCCUGAGCCUCCUGGGGGGGCCCAACAGACUGAACCCCAAGAACGUGCACCAGCGGCCCACGGUGGCGCUGCUCUGCGGCCCCCACGUGAAGGGGGCGCAGGGCAUCAGCUGCGGGCGGCACCUCUCCAACCACGACGUGCACGUCAUCCUCUUCCUCCCCAACUUCGUCAAGAUGCUGGAGUCCAUCACCAACGAGCUCAACCUCUUCAGCAAGACACAGGGCCAGCAGGUGUCCAGCGUCAAAGACCUCCCAGACACCCCGGUUGACUUAGUGAUCAACUGCCUGGAUUGUCACGAGAAUGCCUUCCUGAGAGACCAGCCUUGGUACAAAGCAGUGGUGGACUGGGCCAACCAGAACCGUGCCCCCGUGCUGAGCAUAGACCCCCCCAUCAGCGAGAUGGAGCUGGGCAUCGACGCCAAGUGGUCGCUGGCCCUGGGGCUGCCGCUGCCGCUGGGCGAGCGCGCCGGCCGCGUCUACCUCUGUGACAUUGGCAUUCCCCAGAAGGUCUUUCAGGAGGUGGGCAUCAACUACCACUCACCCUUUGGCUCCAAAUUUGUCAUCCCCCUGCACUCCACUUAGAGCCCGUGCAGCACUCUGGCUCUGAAGGGAGAGAGGAGGAGCUCUGUGAAAGCCAAGCUGUGCGCUGGAUCCCGGCUGGUCGACUCUGGUGACGCCUUAAAGAAAAGAAAAAAGGAUGUGAAGUUCUGGAGGGUUUGCCUUCUGGAAGAAACGCUGUGUAUUUAAAAAGAAAAAAUGGAAUAAUCAUAAAAUGAGAUGAAAAAAAACCAACAAACAGAAAAUGAGGAGGAGGAGGAGGAAGCGAAUUGUUCCUGCAAAGCUGUUUUCAUUCUCUCCUGCUGUGGAAUGAAGGAGCGUGCAGGACCAUGGUGUCUGUCCCCUGCUGCUGCCCAGCCCUGGCUGGCACAUGGUACAAAUAAGGCUGGUUUGGAGCUUUGAGAUGUGUUUCGAGUCCUUCUGGUUGACUAUUCCCAGCAAGGACAUCCUGGUGGGAGCAGCAUCCCUUGAUUGUGUAGAAAUCCCUUGUGUCGAGGGAAAAUCUUGUUUGGUUCCCAUGUUGGUUCUGACUGCCCCAUCCCUGUUUUGUGUUCUGGAAGGCAGUUGUAGCUCCCUCUGCUUCCCAGCCCGUCCAGCCCCUCACAGAGAGGGUUCCCUGUUUGGAGAGCUUGUGUCAGGAGCCAGGGGCUCCCACAUGCUCUGGGAGCACUGAUGUCCUUCCUCAGCUAGGCCUUACUGCUUAUGUACUGUUGGCUUUUCUUUGUUCGCUUCGUGGCCAAAGCCCACCUCUGUGGGGUGGAGGCCUGGUAUGGAAAAGAACUUUUCCAGCCUCCUCAUGGCAUUUGGGAUUGUUUUCUUUUGUUCUUUCUCUGCGCUGGCCUGGUGAGUGGCUGCUCCAGGGCUGGGGGAAUGGAGCAGGGCAGGGCAGGUUGCUCUGGGGUUGUUGGGUGCUGUGUGAUGCAGGUGAUGUUCAGGGUAAGCUCCCCUGUCCUUCCAGCAUCCCUGCUACAUUUGGUAUUGUUUGGGAAGUAGCUCAUGGAUCUGUUCGUUCCCCUUGGAAUCAAAGCCUGUGUGUGGGGUGGGCUUGGCCUGGGGAGGGCUUUGGUUCCUGUCUGCUGGCAGGAGAGGGUGUGGUGGGAGCUGCUGUGCUCCUGGAGGGCUGUGGAAUUCCCUGGGCGGGAUUUCCAUCAGAAAUCUGCCCUGCUGUCCUGUGCCUGGCCAGAAAUGUUGAAUUAUCCUUUCCUGUGUUCCUUUUGCUGGCCUGGGUGCAGUGCCCGGAGCAGGCACGAGCAGAGGAGCCACCAGCUUGCUGGUUUGGCAUCAGCUCGGGCACCCACCCUGCUGGCUCUGUGUGCCCCCAGAGCCGAGCCAGGGAGCUGCUCCUCGGGAGGAGCUGGGAACAUGGGCAGUGCUGGGAGCUCUGCUGCUCCUCUCACACUUCACCCAUCCCCAGGGCUCCUGCAGGCUCCUCCACCUCGCCCAGCCCUGCUCUGGCACCGGGGAGAGCUCUGGGUGCUGCCUCUGUUCCCAGGAGCUGGAUCCCUUGUGGGGCUGAAGCACAGGGACCAGUCCAGUGUGGGACCAGUCCCACAGACCCGCUUGUGCCCCACGCUGGGGCUUUAGUCAGGCACUCAUCUUUCCUUCCCUCUGUUAGAACCAAGGCCAGGGCUGCCAGAGGAGGAGGGAAGAGCCUUCCCUGCUCGGAGGAAGCGAUUACUGGGUCUAGCCUGGGAGUGUGGAGGGCCCAGGAGGCUGCUGAGCCCCGGGCUCACCCCGAGGUCUGGCCCCUGCACGUUGCCAUAUCUACCUCAGCAGGGCCAGGGGCUGUGCCCUGGCUGGCUGCAGCCCUGCUUCCCCUCAGCUGCUCUGGGACUCUGCUGCCUGGGGGCUGUGCCCUCCGUCCUGGGCACAGGGCCACGUGUGCCCCACGGUUCAGCCCCAGCUGCGGUGGCACCGACCAGGCUGUGCUUCUGACUGGGACAGCACUGGUUACUCACAACACAAACACAAGGUUUCCCUCUGCCUUUUUUGGUUUUUUGGCUGUUUCCUUGGAUCUUCACCCGGGAGCAGCAGCAGGUUAAAAGGUUGUUGCUGUAGUCAGUGUUAGCUUUAGUCCUCUUCCUUUCACUCUCUUUGCUCAAGACACUCAGUAGGAGACUUGCUGUUUCAAUUUCUGCUUUCUGCAGGUUUUUCCUGCCCUUUCUGGGUUUGGCUGUUGAACUGUAGCUUGUACACACAGACCAGGAGCAGGGCAGGGACAGUCCAGGGUGUAGCUGCCCUGCCUGGAAGGCACUGGGGCAGGUGAUGGUGUUUUUGCAGGGAUGGAGCUCUGGGAAGCACCAAGACCCCGGUUGUUGCCAGCCUUGAAAUGCUUCCCCACGUUGAACUAUAAAAAUAAAGUGAACGGUGUUGCACAACAGGGGGGUUCAGCCCCUGGUGUAGGGAACAGGAUUCCCAAAUCUGUGCAGGGUUCAGGGCACAGCAGGCAGCGUGGGGCUGUGCUCACUGCCUGCAACAUUUGUGUGUUUGGCUGUACUUCCCCUCACUGCAGCUGUUUCUUGGCUUCACGCACCUGGAAAGUGAGGUACCAGCUCUUCUGGAGCACUCAGAGACCCCCCAUGAUGCCAGAGUUAAUUCCAAGAGCAGAGCACUGUGGUAGCUGUGUUUGGGAUAGUUCCUACCCCCACCUGCCCCAGCAGCACAGCAGCUGCCCCUGGGUGCUGCUCUGGGCCCACUCUGGUGACAGGUGACGAUCACUGCGCGUGGCACUGCUUGGUGACCCCAUUUGUGACCUGAUGUUUGUAACGACCAAUUCCUGCCGCUGCGGGGGACCACGCCCUGAAAUAAAGUGCAACUCUUCAUGUGUG